Molecule: messenger RNA, 1668 nt
Organism: Effrenium voratum
Lineage: Eukaryota; Dinophyceae; Suessiales; Symbiodiniaceae
Source: the annotation of a GenBank genome assembly
AUGAGCAAGGCUGGUCCAUGGCCUUUCAAGGGCCCUUGGCCCAUCGUUGAGGCAGAUGAAAGACCCUUGCUCGCGCGGCCCCGGCACGGCACGCUUGAGCGCCCCUCCAUCGCAUCCAAUUUCGGCGCCCGCGCUCGCGGCGAGGAGCGCUCCUGGCUGGACCCCGCUUGGCUCGAGGAUGACUCCCAGCUGCCGUACUGGACAGAUGCGGAUGAGAUGCCGAACCACGUGGAUACCAUCUUGCAAUUUCAUACCACGCCCUGUGCCGACUUCCAGAGGGGCUUCUGUGCGAAGCACGGCGCGCGAGGGAAGGCGAGCCAAUGUCGCAGCUACCACUUUGAUUCGCAGCGCCGGCGUCGGCCGGUGGACGUGGCGACACAGCGGCUGACUUACUGGGAGACGCCGUGCCCAUCCUGGAGUCUUGACAUGGGCUUCUGUUGCCUGGCAGGAGAUGCAUGCUCUUUGGCCCACGGACGUGAAGAGGUGUCGUACCACCCUGCAAAGUAUAAGACCCGGCCCUGCAAUGGCACGGAUUGCCGUGGUGAAGGUGCCUGCUGCUUCGCACACAGCCAGAAUGAGCUGAGGCAGCACGCGCCGGGGAGAUACUCCUACUUUGUGAUUAUGUCCGGCGCCCCUACCCUGCUGCAAGCCCCAAGGACAUUUCCAGAAGCCAUCCGCGGGAGUCAAGCUCCAAAUCACAAGGCGCGCUUCUGCGCCUUCUAUCCGACCAUCAGCCAGUGCAGACGUGGGGCCGCAUGCUCCUUCGCGCAUAGCCGGGCUGAGGUGCAGACUCCUCUCCUCUCCAUCGAAGAGGAGGAGCAUCACGAGAGCGCCAUGACUCAGGACUUCUUUACCAGGAAGUUCAAAACAAUGUGGUGCCCCGUCGGCGCGCAGCACGAUUGGCAGACCUGUGUGUACGCGCAUACCUACCAAGAUGCAAGACGCGAGCCUUCUAUUGGAUAUGGACCGCAGCCGUGCCCGUUCUGGCAGAAGAAGGACACUCGCGUGACCUACUCCCAGCGCUGCCCCCUGGGGCUGCGCUGCCCCUAUGCCCACGGCGCCAAGGAGCAACUCUACCACCCGCAGUACUUCCGGACGGUGACCUGCCGCGACAUGCAGAUGAAGGGCUGCCCCCGGCAACGUUUGUGUGCCUUUUAUCAUCGGCGGGCAGAGCACCGCAAGCCAACCCCUGACAGUCACGACUACGACCGCCCACUGCCAGUGGAGGCGAUUGACCUGGUCUGGGCCGAGCAGUUCCUUAAUCCACCCAUCUUCCAGGAUGCUGAGGAGGAGGUGGUGGGUCACAUGACACUGGCGCUCCCUGUAGCAGCGGGCUCCGUAGGGCGCGAGGAGAAGCGCGAGCGCAAGCUCACGGUCGCCGAGCUGGCCUCAAGUCAGGUGUCGCCGCCUUUGCCCAAGAAGAUCUCCGUGAGCGCCGCUUUCGCGCCCGGGCACUUGUCAAGCGACCGGCACGAAGUGAAGGAGCUCAAGGAGCUCAAGGAGCUCAAGGAACUGAAGGAAGUCAAGGAAGUGAAGGAAAUCAAAGAGGGCGGUGCCCUGGGUUACGCUGACGCCCACGCCAGCCAAAGACAGCGGCGUGGCCCAGGGCCCGAGACCGAGCCAGCGUGGUGGCACAUGGUCAACGAGGCCAUGGCGGAUCUUCUUUGA